CCAGAGUGCCCUGGUUCCCCGGCCUCAACCUGAGGAGCUCGGAGCAGCCUGUGAGCUAGAACGAAGGAAGCCUGCGGGUGGGAGGCCACCUGGCCCCUACAUUCCAGGCAGGCCUGGUCCCCAGGCAGCUCUGGAGGGGGACCUCUAUGCCUCCAAGAGGGCGGGAGUGGGAGGUAACUGCUCCCUUCCAAUUGGAGUUAAACAGGCAAACUGGGCGUCCUCACCCACCUUCUCUCUCCCCAGGAUAUCACCCUCACACUGGUCCCAGUCUAUAAGGGGCCUCCCCUCCCCGAACCUGGGUGGGGACCCUGGCAUGGGAGGCUGAGUCAGGAAAUGGAGUGCACCCACUAUUCCUGUCCCCUGGAGUGGAAGGGAGAUUCCCAGGGCGUUGGGUCUCUGCCCAAACCCAGGGGGCGGACUCACUUUUUCUGGUCUCUGGCCCAGCAGUCCCAAGACACAGGCCCAGAAUGCCCCCUGAUACUGGCCCAGGCCCACGCGGGCACCUUGGCCGAAGCUCCCCGACAGGAGUGGGGGCAAGCCUUGGUUCCAGGGUCCACACAGAGCGUUCCCAGCGCCUGCCAACGCCCCCGCCUCCCCCGCGGCUCACCUGGCCUUCAGGCGGCCGAAGGCCGUCCCAGGCCUCAGAACGCUUCCUCUGCCUUGGCCUUGGGCCAGGCGGGGUGGGGCGCUGGUUACUGCGGCCCGACCUCCGCCGCGUGCCCCGAGGCCGACCGGUACGCGCGGGCCCUUUAAGGGCCGGGGGCGUGUAGCGGCCCGCCCCCUCCCCGCCGCGCCCGGCCGCCGGUUAAAGGGGCCGCGCCCUGGGCCCCCGCCGAGUGCGAGCCCGGGCGGAGGGCAGGGCAGGGCGUGCGUCCGGGCGAGCGCGCGGGCUGGCUGCCCGUCCGCACCAUGUACACCAUCACCAAGGGGCCCAGCAAGCUGGUCGCGCAGCGCCGCACAGGUCCCUCGCAGCAGCAGGUGGAGAGCAGGCUCGGCGAGCUCCUGAAAUGCCGGCAGCCCGCGCCGCCGACCCCAUCGCCCCCGCGGGCGCAGCCGCCGGGACCCUGGCCCCUGUCGAGUGGCCCUCUCAGCCAAGGAGGACCCCCGAGCGGCGGUGGGGCACCUGAGCCCAGGAAGGCGAGCAGGCCGGCGGGACCGCGAGUGCCUGGCGGAGUGGCACGUGCAGCCCAGGACUCCCGGCUCCCACCUCCUGCUGUAGACUUCGUGCCCAUUGACCUGGACGAGUGGUGGGCGCAGCAGUUCCUGGCCAGAAUCACUAACUGCUCCUAGCCACCUUGGAAGGAACCGCUCCCCUGCAGGGCCCAAAUGAGCCUCAUGGUGGACCCCUGCCAGGAGAGGACCACGGCGCCCUGAUGAACUGCUGAGGCGGACCAUGCUCCACCCUGAGCCCGGCCAGGCGCCGGCCACACCUGAAGUGCCAGCAUUUGGACUUUUGCACCUGCUGACCCCUUGGCCCGGCUGUCCCAUGCUGCCAGGGGCUGAAACUGUCUGACCUCAAUCCUGCUCACUGUGCCCGGGGACCAGCCCCUAGGGCUGGCAGGGAGGAGCUCCAGGCUAAUAAUAAAGUCGAGAAACUGCC
Leopardus geoffroyi (Geoffroy's cat) is the source of this 1600-nucleotide messenger RNA. RefSeq names its product MAPK regulated corepressor interacting protein 2 (gene MCRIP2). Bases 910 to 1290 code for a protein of 126 amino acids. The transcript has 4 exons. NCBI's taxonomy places the organism in Eukaryota, Metazoa, Chordata, Mammalia, Carnivora, Felidae. The record is from RefSeq and is a predicted model, not a curated record.